AUGACCACGAAACCAGACAUCAAGGGGAACGGCUCCUCCUCCUCCUCGCCCUCAUCCCCCCCAUUUAUCCGCAUCCGCCUCCUAGCAAUAGACCACAUCCUCACCACUCCCACCACUCAGGACCGCCCCACGUGUCCCUUUCUCCCCUCCGGCCAACUCCUCUCCAAAGUGCCCCUCCUCCGCAUCUUCGGCUCUACCCCCUUGGGACAACGUGUAUGCCUUCAUCUCCACGGAGUUUUCCCUUACUGCUACGUCCCUUACGAGGGGAGCUUAGAGCCCGAAAAGGUACUGAGCUACGUACAACGAUUGGGCGGGGAGCUGAAUGCAGCUAUCAGUGCCUCCUUGCGCAAUUCCCGUCACGAUGACAGCUCGCACAUCGUCGCCAUCCACUUGGUGAAAGGGGUGCCAUUCUACGGCUUUCAUGUAGGAUGGCGCUAUUUCCUCAAGAUAUCCUUUGUGGACCCUAGCCAUAACUUCCGAUUGGCGACCAUCCUCCAAUCAGGGAGAGUGAUGCGAACCGUAUUCCAACCGCAUGAGAUCCAUAUCCGUUACCAGCUGCAAUGGAUGUUGGACUACAAUGUCUUUGGGUGCGGGUACGUCGAUUUGGAGGUGGCGAGUUUUCGCUCCCCGCUGCCGGAGCCGCGAGAGGGGGGAUAUCACCACGACGAAGACGAGGAGAGCAGGGAGCGCUGGGACUCUCGUUCCGUCCCUCCGCACCUGAUCCAGCAACACGCCCCUCGCACCUCCUUCUGUGAACUCGAGCUAGACGCAGAAGCCCGACACGUACUGAAUCGUCGUUCACUACGCGCGAGGAGCUUGCACCACGACUUCGAUCUCGAGGAGCAGUUGCAUGGCGGCAACGGCGGCGUAAACGAGAAGCUCGUGCCUAGCUUGACGGGCUUGUGGGAAGAGGAGAAACAGAGACGCAUCAAGGCCGGUCAGAGCGGUACGCCUCCCGCUCCUACUUCCAAGGAGGGGGGAAAGAGAGCCUACGCUAGAGGGGAAGGACCAGAAUGGAUGGCACAACAUCGAUACGCUCAGCUGCUCGAGGCUAGGAUGGCACUCGAUGCACAGGGGAUGAAGAAGAAGGCGAGCGAUCUCACUCGCCCUCACCCGCUUGACGCGCACAUCUCUACCACGUUUGAGAGUGUGGAGAUUUUCCACUAUUCGGCUGAGGAGCUUGCAAUGGGGGGCGGACAACGAGUCGAGGGAACGCAGCUGUCUAGUACGUUGUAUAAUUUGGAGCAUUCCGGGAGUCAGAGCCAAGGACAGGGGCGAAGAGGGGCGAGGGAGAGCGGCAAGGGGGACAAGGAGGACGAGGACGAGCAGGAAUGGCUCGACGCAGAAUGGUUUGGCACUCAGGCCUUUCGUGAAGAUCUGGCCGAAUUGGAGCGUCAGCACGAGGAGAGCGACGAGGGGGAGGACGUCGACGGCGACAUCGCGCACGACGAGACUGCUGAGCGUAAGAUGGAGGGAGCUUCGCCCGCGAUGCAGGACAAGACGGCUCAGCCUGGCACGCCGAGCAGGAAGAGGGAUCAGGAGGCUGGUUCCGACGACCUGCUCAGUCAGGAGGGCUCAACGUCGUCGCUCCACCCUACGUCGCAGCAAAAUGGCCACCCAGAAGUAGGCGUAGGCACAGCAUCAGGUCAAGCAACUCGAUCGCAAUCGCACUUUUCGCCCGAAUGGUUCACCGCCCAUCUGCGAGCACAGACGCGCUGGCGUGAGUCGGCCCACUCGCAGGUCCUCAGCCAGCGGCAAGCAACGCAGGGCGCAGCAAAGCAGGGCAACGAUUCCUUAAGCCAAACAACCCCACCCUUCUCCACUGUCCCUGCCCUCACACAGCUUGCCCGCUCAUCAGGCACAAGCACAAGUGCGACGCACGCUUCCGCAUCUUCCUCGUCCUCCGCCUUUCAGCCCGCCCUUCCUAGCUUCCAAGGCCGCGAGCCAAAUACCUACCUGUACGCGAUACCCGCCCCAACCAAGCUAGAGGUAACCGCUUCCAUGCAGCUCUUCGGCCUGUCCCCCGUCGAAUAUCAGGAUCCCUACUAUUCGGACCCGCGGGACGUUCCCACGCACGCGAGGGAGUAUGCGGGGAGAAGCUGGCGAUUUGGGAGUAAGACGAUUAGGUGGUUGCCGGACUGGCCGGGCAGCGAGGCAGUGCCAGCAUGUGAGAUGAGGCCGCAACAAAGAGCUAGAACGGAGGAGGGACCCACCUUCUCGACCUGGGUGUACGGCCCGCCACCACCCACCCGACUAGCCAUUGUAACGUGGGAUCGACAGCAGCGCCGCAAGCGCAAGCGCAUUGCCCGCUAUCGUCGCCGAAUUGCCUCGCAGUCCAACCUCGCGCCUACACAGGCCUCCUCCUUUGGCUUCAAGAUCAGCCAACGAGUCGGAAGCAAGGCACAGCCUCGCACGCAUACGGUCGCCAAGGAGAAUCAACACAUGACCUUGCUCAGUAUCGAGGUGCAUGUCAAUACGCGCGGAUCUCUCCUUCCCGACCCGAAGAAGGAUCGAGUGGAAGCGAUCGCCUACUCGUUCCAGAACGAGGACGAGCAGAGCAUCGACCCUUCAGCCGCAGCUUCCGCCUCGCCCUCCCUACCGGGGUUGCGCACCGGCCUCAUCCUGCUCGAUGAUACGGACGAGCCGCUGAGGGCAGAUCGGCUCGGCCUCACGCACCUUCCGUGCACGGUAGUCGACACGGAGCUGGACCUCUUCAACGCCCUAGUGGACGUCGUACGCCAGCUAGACCCGGAGAUCCUCGCCGGCUGGGAGAUUCACAACGCCUCGUGGGGCUACGUCAUCGAUCGCGCGCGGCACGAGUUGGGCUACGAUCUUGUUCCGGAGCUCAGCCGCGUCAAUAGCCUCUCGACGGGCAUGGCUGGGGGUAAGGCAGACAAUUGGGGAUGGACACAGACGUCCGCCCUCAAGGUCACUGGGAGGCAUAUCCUCAAUGUGUGGAGGUUGAUGCGCGGUGAGCUCAACCUCAACGUCUACACGUACGAGAAUGUCGUUUUCCACCUACUGCGCUCCCGUGUUCCGCGUUUUCCUCACUCAACCCUCACAACAUGGUACACUUCACGUCGCCCACAUCAAGUCUCCCGAGCCUUGCGUUACCACCUCUCCCGGUCCAGCACCACCCUGCACAUCCUUCACGCCUCUGAACUCAUAUUUCGCACAGCAGAAUUCGCCCGUAUAUACGGAAUCGACUUUUUCUCCGUCCUCUCUCGCGGAUCUCAGUUCAAGGUGGAAUCAGUCAUGUUCCGCAUCGCGAAACCGGAGUCUUUCCUUCUUCCCUCGCCCAGUACUAAGCAGGUGGCGGAACAGAAUGCGGCAGAGUGCCUGCCACUUAUUAUGGAGCCGCAGAGCGCUUUUUACAAGGGGCCGCUGCUGGUGUUGGACUUCCAGAGCUUGUAUCCGAGCGUGAUGGUUGCGUACAAUAUCUGUUAUUCGACGUGUCUGGGACGGGUGGCAAGAUUUGAUGGGAGGGAGAAGUUUGGCAUCACGGAGCUCAACCUGCCCAAAGGCCUCCUCACCCUGCUCAAGGACGACAUCAACAUCUCGGCCAACGGGCUCAUCUACGUCAAGCCACACGUAAGGCGCAGUCUCCUCGCCAAGAUGCUCACCGAGAUCCUCGACACGCGUGUAAUGGUCAAAUCUUCCAUGAAAGGCCGUAAGAGCGACAAGCCCUUCAUUCGCCUGCAGAAUGCGCGUCAGCUCUCCUUGAAAUUGCUAGCAAACGUCACCUACGGCUACACCUCUGCGACCUUUUCCGGCCGCAUGCCCUGCGUGGAGAUUGCAGACUCCAUUGUGCAGUAUGGACGCGAGACCCUCGAGAAGGCCAUAGCCCUCAUCCACGCGACGGAGAAGUGGGGGGCACAGGUGGUGUACGGGGACACGGAUUCGCUCUUCAUCUACCUGCCGGGGAAGAGCAAAGAGGACGCAUUUCGCAUCGGUAACGAGAUUGCGGAUGGGGUGACGGCGCAGAACCCUGAACCGAUCAAGCUCAAGUUCGAGAAGGUAUACCUACCCUCCGUCUUGUUGGCCAAGAAGCGUUACGUUGGGUUCAAGUACGAGAGUCUGGAGGAGGUCACGCCUGAAUUCAAUGCAAAGGGCAUCGAGACUGUUAGAAGGGACGGGUUUCCGGCUCUGCAGAGGAUGUUGGAGGCGUGUAUUCGCAUCCUGUUCACAAGCGCGGAUCUCAGCCUGGUGAAGCGAUAUUGUCAGAGGCAGUGGGCAAGCAUCUUGCGCGGGGACGUCUCACUUCAGCAAUUCGUCAUCGCAAAAGAAGUCCGUCUUGGCGGAUACAGCACCAACGGCGUUCCCCCUCCAGGCGCAGCCGUCUCCACCCGCCGGAUGCUCCUCGACGCCCGCUCCGAGCCGCAGCACGCGGAGCGUGUCCCCUACCUCAUCACUCAGGGCGAGCCGCGCGCAAAGCUCAACGAUCUUGCCGUAGAGCCCCACGUCAUGCUCGCCAAUCCGGCACUACAGCUCGGUGCUGGUUACUACAUUACAAGGGGGAUCAUCCCGCCGUUGACGAGAGUUUUCAAUCUACUCGGAUCGGACGUCGAGAGCUGGUGGAGGGAGAUGCCUAAGCCGUUGAGCGCGGCGAGUGAUGCGCUGACCGCGGCGGGCAACACGACAACAUCAUCAUCAUCUCCAUCUGCUGCGGCUUCACGCCUUACGCUCACGGACCACUAUCGUCCCUCCAUCUGCCUUUCGUGCUCGCGACGCACCACCCUCCCCCUCUGUCUGGACUGCCAAGCUUCACCGCCCUCCACGCUUCUGCGCGUCCACUCGGCCCACGCCGAGUCACAGCGAAGACUUGAAGCGGUCGAGUCGGUGUGCAGGCAUUGUAGUCGGAUGACGGCGGGCGGAUUGGGCGCCGGUGUGAGCCCUUGUGUGAGUACGGAUUGCCCCAUUCAGUGGGAGAGGGAGGGGGCGAGAAGGCGAGAGAAGAGGGAGAGUGAACGAUGUAGGCGGAUAGAGGUUGCGCUUGAUGAGCGGGAGGGCACGCUGUAA
Molecule: messenger RNA, 5019 nt
Organism: Jaminaea rosea
Lineage: Eukaryota; Fungi; Basidiomycota; Exobasidiomycetes; Microstromatales
Exons: 5
Coding region: 1-5019 (1672 amino acids)
Biological process (GO): double-strand break repair via homologous recombination; error-prone translesion synthesis
Cellular component (GO): zeta DNA polymerase complex; nucleus
Molecular function (GO): DNA binding; nucleotide binding; DNA-directed DNA polymerase activity
Source: RefSeq, a predicted model, not a curated record